GAAAAUAAUUUAACCAGUGAUUUUUUUAAUGUGUGUCAUCUUAAUGCUCAGAGCUUGGUACCAAGAUCAAAUUCUAUAAAAUACGAAGAAAUGAAGAAUUUAUUAGAGAAUAGUUUAUAUGAUGUUAUCGGUAAACGAUAGACUUUGGUCUAGGGGAGGUGGCGUGUGUCUUUACAUCUCGGACAAAUUCAAAGCAUGAGUAUUGUGUGAUUACAUGGAGAAAACACUAAUUGAGAGUCUAUUUGUUGAGGUGAGUCUUGGAGGUACUGAUAAAAUAGUGGUUGGUGUAGUUUAGUUGCCACAGGGUAACUUUAGGCAUGCUGAAGAUUAUCUGGGUGAUGGAGCUUCGCGUUUUCCAAAUCUAAUUUUAAUGGGCGAUUUCAAUACAAAUUUGUUUGAUACAACAAAAAGUCAAAUAGUUAGAGAUUUCUGUAUAAGAGCAGGAUUAUCAGUAAUACAUAAUUGUUUACCAACACAUUUCACUGAUAACCUUUCUUGUUCUACUUUAAUUGACUAUUUUAUGGUGUCGGAGCCUGAUUUGGUACAUACGAAAAUGCAGUAUCAAAUGCCAGUUUUAAACUCAGGACAUUCAUUAAUUUCUAUCUCUUAUAAUGUCAGAAUUGAAAGAAAUUUCCCGAAUUAUUUUUUUCGGGACUAUAGAUCUUUAAACUUAGAACGGUGUUUGCAACAAUUGCGACCAGUAAAUUUUUCUUACUUAUAUAACAGGUAUUUAGUAGAUGAUCAAAUAGCUUUUUUUAAUUCAGUUAUACUUGAAAAUUUUGAACAGAAUGUUCCCUUGAGGAGAGCAAGAAGGCCGCGUUAUGAUAAAUGGAUGGAUACCAAUGAUAUUAAAAUUGCUCGCUCAAAGCGUAAUCUGGCUUUCCGUGCCCUCAGAGAAGAUAAUUGUGAAUAUAAUCGAAACAUAUACCGAAUUAAUCGGAACAGACUUAAAAGUUUAAUUAGGAGAUAUCGGAGAAAUGCAAGUAUCAACUUCUUUUCUAACUGCAAUCAAACACAGUUCUGGAGUAGGUUAAGAUCUGAAGGGGCUAUUGCAAGUAAAUCUGAAUCAAGUAUGAAUCAAGUGAAUGUUGAGGAAUUUAAUUGUAAUUCAAUACUACCUCCCAUUGUUGAUGAAGGAUGUUGGGAUGUUAUUUUUUCAUCUAAUAUGGGGUUUUCCUUUAGAACAAUGGAUGAAUUGGAAGUAUAUAAUACCAUGAAUAGUAUUAAAACUAAUGCUGUAGGAUAUGAUGGCAUCCCUAUUAAAUAUUUGAAAUUGAUUUUUCCUGUUAUAGCAAAGCCUUUAAUUUUUAUUUUUAACAAAAUAAUAACCACAUCUGAAUUUCCAAGCAUUUGGAAAAUUGGAAGAAUAGUGCCGGUUCCCAAGAUUAAAUCCCCAAGAUUGGCAACUAACUUUCGGCCAAUAAUUAUACUUUCCUGCUGUUCAAAAAUCUUGGAGAUUUUAUUAAGGAAUCAAAUUCAGGAGUACCUAGGAGAAAAGGGAUUGUUAAGCACUUUCCAAUCGGGAUAUAGGGAAAACUAUAAUACCACAGGACUUACUUUAGGAGUUGUAGAAGCUUUACGACAUAAUAUGGAUAUGAAAUUUGAAUCUUUAGCAAUAUUUUUGGAUUAUUCCAGAGCGUUUGACUCCAUAAGUCAUUCUAUGUUAAUAACAAAGUUAUUAAAUUCUUUUAAAUUUGAUAAUACUGCUUGUAAAUUAAUUAGAUCUUUUCUUACUGGUCGUAGACAAUUUACGGAGGUUGAAGGAAGAGUGUCUACAAUUUUGGAAAUUUUUAGAGGUAUACCUCAAGGAUCUGUAUUAGGACCAUUGCUUUUCAUGAUGUACGUUAAUGACAUCUUUUCGCAAGUACAUUUCUGUCUAUGCUGAUGACAUACAGUUGGUUGCAUGUGACAAUGGACGUGGUGUUGAUUAUUUGACGGUAAAUGUUAACAGGGAUUUAAAGCGCAUCAUGGAAUGGUCAGAUUUAAAUUAUUUAAGCCUCAAUCCGACAAAAACUCGCGUUAUAUUAUUUUCAAAUAUUAUUCAAUUAAAUAUUAAACUUUAUUUGGGAGAUAACCCUAUACAAUUCGUAUCUUCUUUCAAAACUCUUGGUAUAUACUUGGAUAAUAAAUUAGAUUUUGGGGUCCAUAUUAAUCACAUUAUAGCGUCCAUAUCUUUUACAUUGAGAAAAUUUUAUUCAUUAGGUUGCUACUUACCUUUAAAUUUGAAAAAGCAGUUAGUUUUUCUGUAUGUUUACCUACUUUUCUCUACGCAAUAGAAGUAUAUAGUGGUACAUCCCAACACAACAUGGAUAAAUUAGAACAUUGCUUUAACAGAAUAGUUAGGUAUAUAUAUGGUCUUAGAUAUCGAACGAGAAUUACAUCUUACGUUAUAUCACUCUUUGGCUGUAAUUUUCAAGGUUUUGUUAAUAUAAGAUUGUUACUUCAACUAUAUAAAAUCAUAAAAACGGGCUGUCCGCCUUACUUGAGAAAUUUGUUUCAAAUUGGUACGUCUUCACGAACACAUGCAUUAGUUCCUCCGCGUUAUAAUACGUUGAUUAUGAAGAGGUCAUUUGUUGUCAGAUCUAUUGGCCUAUGGAACUCUACAAUACCGUAUGCUGACAGAAAAUUUUCAUAUUCCAUAAAAAAGUUUAAGAAUGUUGCAAUGACAAAUUUAUAAAUUUAUUACAACUAUUAUUUUUGACUGCUAUCUUUUGAUGCCCAAAUAUUUGAAUACUGUAUUUGUGUUUGACCUUUAACAUUUGUGCAAUAGGGGGGUUUUAAUUUAAUUUUUAUUUUCUUCUUUUCUUUCAUAUUUGUUUUGAAGUUUUAAAUUAAAUACAUAUAUAAAAUAUUUAUCUUUAAGAUCUUAAAUUGUAUGCCAUAUAUGUUGUACCGGUUUAUUGGCCCUUAAGG
Molecule: messenger RNA, 2913 nt
Organism: Lucilia cuprina (Australian sheep blowfly)
Lineage: Eukaryota; Metazoa; Arthropoda; Insecta; Diptera; Calliphoridae
Exons: 2
Coding region: 371-1885 (504 amino acids)
Source: RefSeq, a predicted model, not a curated record